ACUGGUUCUCUAACUGCAGGAUUUUAUUCCCUUAGCAAUGAUGUAUGUUCAGGACCUAAUUUAACAUUCUGGAUAUGAGCAAGGAGUCAAGAGGACAAGGGAAUAGUUCUUUACUUUCUACUUAUCCCCCCUCUUUUAUCCAGGAGAGGUCAAACAAGACUUCUAAGAUACUGUGAAUAUAAUAAAAUAAAAACAUUUCAGCACUUUCUCUUUGCUCCACUCCACCUUAAGGCUGGAACUAGAUUUGUUUAUUCUGUGUUGGAGGCUAGGUUCAGUUGAGAAAUAAUUAUACAUAUUCUGCCAUGCCAGGGGUCGAUAACCCCAGGCCAAGGGGGGUGAGCUGACACAUCAAAGCUAAGGAAAGAGAGACAUUCCUCAUGGGGGUGGUCCCCAGGCAGAGCCUCCCCUUUUAUAUAAACUGCCUGCUAGAGGCUCAGUCCUCAUUCCUUCUUCCCUCUUAUCCUGAGUCACCUUUUAGAACUUAGGCAUUGAGCACCAUGGGGACUCCAAAUGAUCAGGCUGUGUUGCAGGCCAUCUUCAAUCCUGAUACCCCAUUUGGAGAUGUUUUUGGGUUUGACCUGGGAGAGGAAGCGGAGAAGGAAGAAGCAGAUGAAGAUGGAGUUUUCCCAGGAGCCCAGCUGGAGCAAUCAAAGGCCCUAGAGCUUCAGGGAGUGAUAGCAGCAGAGGCUGGGGACCUCAGCACAGCCCUGGAAAGGUUUGGCCAAGCCAUCUGCCUGCUGCCUGAGAGAGCCUCAGCCUACAACAAUCGUGCCCAGGCCCGGAGGCUCCAGGGAGAUACAGCAGGUGCCCAGGCGGACCUGGACCGCGCCCUGGCGCUGAGUGGCGGCCGGGGUCGCGCCGCCCGCCAAGGCUUCGUGCAGCGAGGGCUCCUGGCGCGGCUGCAGGGCCGAGACGACGACGCCCGUAGGGACUUCGAGCAGGCGGCACGGCUGGGCAGUCCCUUCGCGCGGCGCCAGCUUGUGCUGCUCAACCCGUACGCCGCGCUGUGCAACCGCAUGCUGGCCGACAUGAUGGGGCAGCUGCGCAGUCCCCGCAACGGGCGCUGAACUCGUCAGUCCGGGGACGGGAGGGGGCCUGAAUCAAUAAAGCUGCGGAGCCUCA
Messenger RNA from Ictidomys tridecemlineatus (thirteen-lined ground squirrel), 1122 nucleotides. It is a transcript of the gene Ttc36, whose product is annotated as tetratricopeptide repeat domain 36. NCBI's taxonomy places the organism in Eukaryota, Metazoa, Chordata, Mammalia, Rodentia, Sciuridae. Gene Ontology annotation, molecular function: protein binding. The record is from RefSeq and is a predicted model, not a curated record.